AUGACAUUUAAUACCUGGAUUUCGGGUGAUAAUGUCGAGCAUGGAAUAAUAAAAAUUGUAAAACACAUCAAAUUGAUCGAUCCGGAUGUUGUCGCAUUACAGGAAGUUCAUGAUGCAGAAUGCUUGGAACAUUUAAUGGUUGAAAUGGGUAAAGGAUGGACGGCUAUUUCAACAACAUAUUCAUAUCCUGAUACAGCUAUUUUAACAAAACAUAAACUAGUAAAUCAAUCAUUUCAUCAAAUAAGCCAUGGUAUGGGUGUUAAAAUAGAAAUUGAGAAUACAAAUAGAACAAUUCAUAUAUGGAAUCUUCAUUUGGAUUAUCAGUCAUAUGGUCCAUAUGCAGCAUUUAAUAAAAUGGUUACUAAAGUAACACAAAUUAUGGCUGGUGAAAUGAUUGAUGGCAAAGGUCGUUUCCAGAAUAUGCGAGAAUUAAUAGUUGAUGAUCAUUUUCAAGCUGCAGUUGGAAAUUCAUCCACUGAGCCAUUGAUUGUUUGUGGUGAUUUUAAUUCACCCUCACAUCUUGAUUGGACGAAUCAAACAAGUUUUCUUCACGGUAACUGGAAAUUUCAAUGGCCAACAACGCAAAUAUUACAAAAUGAAGCUGGAAUGAAAGAUUCUUAUCGAGAACUACAUCCAGAAGUUCUUGAAAAUCCAGGAAUAACAUGGUCAACAGUAGAAAAAAUGACCAGUACCGGUUGGAGCUGGACGAUACCGGAACCACAGGAUAGAAUUGAUUACAUCUUUUAUCGUAGUCCUCUGCUUUUUCCCAUACAGUCAUAUACAUAUCAAGGUCAUGCAACUGUUUAUCCUAAACCAUUCCACUGGAAAAAUGAUUAUCCAUCUGAUCAUUUUGCUGUUAUUACCACUUUCCGUCUAAUGUAA
Brugia malayi is the source of this 882-nucleotide messenger RNA. RefSeq lists its product as uncharacterized. The transcript has 7 exons. Lineage: Eukaryota; Metazoa; Nematoda; Chromadorea; Rhabditida; Onchocercidae. The record is from RefSeq and is a predicted model, not a curated record. Gene Ontology annotation, molecular function: catalytic activity. The coding region runs from base 1 to 882 and encodes 293 amino acids.